This is a messenger RNA of Chironomus riparius, 1518 nucleotides long. NCBI's taxonomy places the organism in Eukaryota, Metazoa, Arthropoda, Insecta, Diptera, Chironomidae. The record is from the annotation of a GenBank genome assembly.
AUGACAAAACAAAAAUAUGAACUAAUCAAUAAUCAAAGGAAUAUAAGUAGCUUCAAUAGGAAUUCAUUAGCGAUAAGUCUGUUAACAUUUAUAUGCAUACUAUUAUUUACUGUAAUAUUCUUAUUUUGGGAUGAAAUUUAUAAUAAGAGAUUAAAUAUACCUCAAAAAUCAAAUGAAAUUCCAUUAUUUUGGCAACAUAGAUUAGAUCAAUUAGAUUUUUACAUCAAUAACUUUCAUGCUAGUGACAAAAGUAGUGUAAAUGAAACAGAUAAUGAUAAAAUUAUUGUGCAACCGUCCAAAUUUGGAAGUUAUAUUUAUUCAAAUGAGAUUGAAAAGCAUGCAAAAACGCUAAAUAAGAAGCUGGUUUGUUAUUAUACAACACCGAGUCUAUCCAACGACGUACACAAUACGAAGAAGACGAGAAGAAGAAGAAGCAUUGGGGACAGUUUUCUUAACAUAAGGGAUAUUAAUCCGUUUUUAUGCACGCAUAUAAAUAUUGGCGUCGUUUUAGUCUCAAAUUGUUCACUAAAACUCGAUAAAGAUCUCAUCAGUGCCAUUCAUGGCAGCAAUGAACUAAAAAGUAAAAAUGACAAGCUCAAAAUUCUUUUGUGGGUUGGUGCUGCUGAUGAAUCAGAGGGAUUUCCAGAAGUGGUCGCAAAUCACUCAAAUCGAAAACGAUUUAUACAGUCUGUGAAAGAAACACUCGAAAAGUACGGACUAGACGGAAUUGAUUUAGAUUGGGAAUUUCCAAAUGGCUCUAAUCAACAAAGAAUACACUUCAUGCAACUUCUACAUGAUAUUCGACGAGAGUAUCAACGUGAACACAGCACAUUUUUACUGUCAUUGGCUGUAGCUGCACCAUCAAUUUUUGUCGAUAUGUGUUAUGAUGUUCGCAUGAUAAACGAGAAUGUAGAUUAUGUCAAUAUUAUGACAUACGAUUAUCAUUUCUACACAAAAGGCACACCAUAUACAGGUUUUAAUGCACCUUUAUAUGCAAGGUCAAACGAGAAGGGCUUUUUUGAAACAUUAAACAUCAAUUACAGUGUAAAUUACUGGAUGUCAAAAGGCCUUGAUAGAUCAAAAAUCAUCAUUGGACUGCCAACUUAUGGACAUUCAUUUAAAUUAGUCAAUCCAUUUAAUACGAAAGUUGGUGCGCCAGCUGAGGAUAUUGGAAGUGUUGGAACAAUGGGUUUCGUGACUUAUUCAGAAGUUUGCUGGUUCCGAGAAACAAAUUAUAAUGUACGUAUUGAAUAUGAUACGGAAACUUGCUCACCAUGGCUCUACGCCGGACUCGAAUGGAUAUCAUAUGACGAUGAGAGAAGCAUUGAAUGUAAGACAAAUUAUGCAAAGAAUAAUCAUUUCGGUGGAGUUAUGAUUUUCUCAUUAAAUACUGACGAUUUCCAAUUAACAUGCUCAGAUAAACAGUAUAAAUCAUCAUCACAAAAAGGUGAUGAAAGGAAAACUUUUCCCUUACUUCGUAAAGUACAUUCGAUUCUAUUUCAUAACUCAACAGUUUAA